Molecule: messenger RNA, 468 nt
Organism: Staurois parvus
Lineage: Eukaryota; Metazoa; Chordata; Amphibia; Anura; Ranidae
Source: the annotation of a GenBank genome assembly
AUGGCUCCUACCAGCAGCCCUGUACUUCACUGUGCUGACCGCCAGCUGACUCAGCAACCCAGAAAACUAAGGAAACCCGUCAUUGAGAAGAUGAGGAGAGAUCGCAUUAACAGCAGCAUCGAGCAGCUGCGUCUCCUACUGGAGAAAGAGUUCCAGAAACAUCAACUGCCCUCAAAACCGGAGAAGGCCGACAUACUGGAGAUGACAGUCACCUUCCUGCAGCAGCACAUGGCUGAGAGAAAUGCCUCCAGCCAAGCCCAUAGAGAUGGCUACUCCACCUGCAUCCAGGACUCCGUGAGCUUCCUAUCCCUGCACACACAGGCAGAUGUCCAACUACAGCUGCUGCAGAACCUCCAUGGGGCUCAGAUGGUGACCGGCGCUCUCUGUCCUUCCACAUUCCCCAUCUCACAGACCCCCAGCAAGCCUGGUGCUCCAGACAGCAGCAAAAAUCCAUGGAGACCCUGGUAG